Caenorhabditis remanei is the source of this 606-nucleotide messenger RNA. RefSeq lists its product as uncharacterized. NCBI's taxonomy places the organism in Eukaryota, Metazoa, Nematoda, Chromadorea, Rhabditida, Rhabditidae. The coding region runs from base 1 to 606 and encodes 201 amino acids. The record is from RefSeq and is a predicted model, not a curated record. The transcript is spliced from 2 exons.
AUGCCUGGACGUUUCUCUGGAAAGGUGGCAAUAAUCACUGGAUCUUCAUUUGGAAUUGGAAGAGAAACUGCUCUUUUAUUUGCUAAAGAAGGUGCCAAAGUGACAGUAACUGGAAGAAGUGAAGAACGACUCGAAGGAACAAGAAAAGUUUUGAUUGAUGCUGGAAUUCCAGAGAGUAAAUUUCUGAUUGUUGCUGCUGAUAUUACAACUUCCUCUGGACAAGAUUCUCUGAUUGCUGAAACAUUGAAACAAUUUGGAAAGAUUGAUAUUCUGGUGAAUAAUGCAGGAGCUUCAAUUCCAGAUUCGAAGAAGAGAACUGGAGUGAAUCAAGGAAUUGAAACAUAUGAACAAGUUAUGAAGUUGAAUGUUCAAAGUGUUAUCGAAAUGACACAAAAGAUUCGACCUCAUUUGGCUAAAAGUAAAGGAGAUAUUGUCAAUGUUUCCAGUAUUGUUGCUUUGAGCUUUGGAUGGGCUCGUACUCCAUACUAUCCACUGGCUAAAGCGGCACUCGACCAGUAUACAAGAAGUGCUGCAAUCGAUCUGAUUUCAGAAGGAAUUCGAGUGAAUACUGUCAAUCCGGGAGUUGUUCAAACUGGGUUCCAUUAA